AUGACGCCGCCCGAAAUUGCCCCCACGCCGAUUGAUUCCUGCAAGCGUGCAGGCCACAGACUCGGAGGAUAUACCACUCGGGUGCUCGGGCCGACCCCGGGGCAGAGGGAUCGACACUCAGCCAAACUCAAUUGUAGCGGGAAGGGGGGACUGGGGUUCAGAUCGGAGUUCCCCGGAGUCCCACUUCCACCGCGCGUCCACUUAUCCCAAGCCGAGCCGAUCGAUCUAUCGACGAUGCAAGUCAGCCGGCCACACCUCCAAUCAGUCGCCAACAGCCUGACGGCCCUCUCGAGUGGCCCUACCCCUCUAAACCGACUGUCUCAAUCAGUCAACGCCAAUGGGCCCUGUCGCCAAGCGUCUUCUGAAUACGGGAAGUGCGUUGCUCGGAACUAUCAACAGGUUGAGAGAGACUCGUGUUUGGCUGAGUUCAUGACCUUCAAACAAUGCGUCCAACAAACCGUUGGUAAGAAAUGGUGA
Molecule: messenger RNA, 477 nt
Organism: Puccinia triticina
Lineage: Eukaryota; Fungi; Basidiomycota; Pucciniomycetes; Pucciniales; Pucciniaceae
Exons: 3
Coding region: 1-477 (158 amino acids)
Biological process (GO): mitochondrial respiratory chain complex I assembly
Cellular component (GO): mitochondrion
Source: RefSeq, a predicted model, not a curated record